Callorhinchus milii (elephant shark) is the source of this 3017-nucleotide messenger RNA. RefSeq names its product eph receptor A8 (gene epha8). The record is from RefSeq and is a predicted model, not a curated record. Gene Ontology annotation, biological process: protein phosphorylation; cell surface receptor protein tyrosine kinase signaling pathway; axon guidance. NCBI's taxonomy places the organism in Eukaryota, Metazoa, Chordata, Chondrichthyes, Chimaeriformes, Callorhinchidae. The transcript has 17 exons. Gene Ontology annotation, cellular component: neuron projection; plasma membrane. Bases 2 to 2947 code for a protein of 981 amino acids. Gene Ontology annotation, molecular function: transmembrane-ephrin receptor activity; protein binding; ATP binding.
GAUGGCGGCCGCGCGGCUCUGCGGGUUACUGUGGCUCCUCUGCAGCUCACACGGCGGCUUCUCCCCAUCAAACCAAGUUAAUCUGUUAGACACUGGAUCGAUAUCAGGGGAUUGGGGGUGGCUGACGUACCCGCACAAUGGGUGGGAUGCAAUCAGUGAGAUGGAUGAGUACUUCACUCCUAUCCACACGUACCAGGUCUGCAAUGUCAUGUCUCCCAACCAGAACAACUGGCUAAGGACUAACUGGAUCCAGAGGAACGGGGCGCGGCGGAUAUAUGUUGAGAUAAAAUUCACGCUUCGAGACUGCAACAGCAUGCCAGGGGUGGUGGGCACGUGCAAGGAGACCUUCAAUUUGUAUUACUUUGAGUCUGACAGGGAUGUUGGCAGCAAUGUGUGGGAGAGUCAUUUCGUGAAGAUUGACACGGUGGCAGCUGACGAGAGCUUUACCAGCGUGGACCUGGGCGUCCGACGGCUCAAGCUGAACACUGAGGUCCGCGGAGUGGGGCCGUUAAGCCAACGAGGCUUCUACUUGGCUUUCCAGGAUAUAGGGGCCUGCAUUGCCAUCGUGUCCGUGAGGGCUUACUACAAGAUGUGUCCGGCUGUGGUGAGGAACCUCGCCGUGUUCCCUGACGCGGUGACUGGGGCCGACACGUCUUCUCUGGUGGAGGUGCGAGGCCGGUGCGUGGACAACGCCGAAGAGAGAGAGCCCCCAAAAAUGUACUGCAGUGCUGAGGGCGAGUGGCUGGUCCCCAUCGGCAAGUGUGUCUGCAGCUCGGGCUACGAGGGACAGAGAGACAGCUGUCAGGGCUGUGACCCUGGAUUCUUCAAGUGGAUCUCUGGGGACCUGUUGUGUGCCAGGUGCCCCUUUCACAGCCGUUCUGACACUCCAGGCUCUCUGUUCUGCCAGUGUGACACCAGCUACUAUCGAGCUACCUCAGACCCACCAACUGCCCCGUGUACCCGGCCACCCUCCGCUCCAUUGAAUGCCGUUUCUAAUGUGAACGGGACCUCGGUGAGGCUGGACUGGAGCUCGCCCGCGAGCAGCGGAGGCCGGGGGGACGUCCGCUACAACGUGAUGUGCAGGAAGUGCAGCAGGGAGGCCAUCCAGUGUGAGGCCUGCGGGAACCACAUCCGAUUUGUCCCUCGGCAACUGGGCCUGGAGGAGCCAUCAGUCAGCGUCCUGCACCUCCUGGCACAUAACAACUACACCUUCAACAUCCAGGCUGUCAACGGGGUGUCUGAUCUCAGCCUGGAGCCCAGGCAGUUCACCUCGGUUAAUAUCACCACAAACCAGGCAGCUCCGUCGGAGAUCUUAAUCAUCAGACAGGAGAACAGCAGCCAGGACAGCGUGACUCUGCUGUGGCUGGAGCCCGAUCAUCCCAACGGCAUCAUCCUCGAAUACGAGAUCAAGUACUUCGAGAAGGAUAAAGAGCAGCAGACGUACUCCACCCUGAAGUCCAGGGGAACGAGUGUGACCAUCUCCAGCCUGAAACCAGGGACCCGCUACGUGUUCCAGGUUCGGGCUCGCACUUCAGCCGGGUGUGGCCACUUUAGCCAGACGGUCGAGUUUGAAACGGGCAAAGCAGUGGGGCUGCGCUACAAGACCAGCACCAUUGUGUGGAUCUGCGCGGCUCUGGUUACUGGGCUCAUCAUCCUCCUCGCAAUGUGUGUCUGUAGGAACAGGAGCUGUGGCUACAGUAAGGCCUUUCAGGAAGCCGAUGAGGAAAAGAUGCACUAUCAGAAUGGGCAUCUCGGAUUACCGGACCUGAAGAUUUACGUGGACCCGCACACGUACGAGGACCCCAGGCAAGCGGUCCACGAGUUUGCUCGAGAAAUAGAAGCCUCGCGAAUAAAAAUUGAGAAAGUUAUUGGCUCGGGUGAGUUUGGCGAAGUUUGUUACGGUCGGCUGAAGUUGCCCGGCAAACGAGAGGUCCCUGUGGCUCUGAAGACCCUGAAAUCUGGCUACACAGAGAAGCAGUGGAGAGAUUUCCUGAGCGAGGCCAGUAUCACUGGGCAGUUUGACCAUCCCAACAUCAUCCGCCUGGAGGGAGUGGUCACCAAGACUAAACCAGCGAUGAUCGUAGCGGAGUACAUGGAGAAUGGAUCUCUGGAUUCAUUUCUGAGGAGACAUGACGGACAGUUCACUGUAAUCCAGCUGGUGGGAAUGCUGCGUGGGAUAGCUGCCGGGAUGAGCUAUCUCUCGGACUUGGGAUACAUCCACAGGGAUCUCGCUGCUCGUAACAUCCUCGUUAACAGUAACCUGGUGUGUAAGGUGUCGGACUUUGGCCUCUCCCGGAGCCUGGAGGAUGAUCCGGACGCAGCUUACACAACCACUGGGGGAAAGAUCCCGAUUCGAUGGACCGCCCCGGAGGCCAUUGCUUUCCGCAAGUUCUCCUCGGCCAGUGACGUGUGGAGCUACGGGGUGGUCAUGUGGGAGGUGACCUCUUAUGGAGAGCGACCGUAUUGGAAUAUGACCAACCGUGAUGUAAUCAAGUCGGUGCAGGAAGGCUAUCGCCUCCCGGCUCCGAUGGGCUGCCCCACGGCUCUGCACCAGCUCAUGCUCGACUGCUGGGAGAAGGACCGCAACGAGAGGCCCAGAUUCCUUCAGAUUGUCAGUGUCCUGGACAAGCUCAUUAGGAACCCUGACUGCCUCAAGAUCAUUGAUACCACAAGCAGGCUGCAUACCACACUCCUGAAUGGGACCAUUCCUGACUUUACCCGCUGUGGCUCUGUGGAUGAAUGGUUGGAGAUUAUUAAAAUGGGACGAUAUAGAGACAACUUUGCAGCUGCGGGCUAUCUAUCACUCGGCCUAGUGAUAAGAAUGAAUUUCGAAGAUGUCCGGAGGCUAGGAAUAACUUUGAUGGGACAUCAGAAGAAGAUUCUGAGCAGCAUCCAGAUCAUGAGAGCACAGCUGAUGUGUAUGAGCGGGCCUGGUGUUCACGUAUAGCCAGACAGAGGCAACAACCUAUUGCACAGUUAACAACAGGAUUCCAUGUAAUAAGGCUCUUGGAAAUCUC